Messenger RNA from Eruca vesicaria subsp. sativa (arugula), 1163 nucleotides. The record is from the annotation of a GenBank genome assembly. Lineage: Eukaryota; Viridiplantae; Streptophyta; Magnoliopsida; Brassicales; Brassicaceae.
CGGGGCCCGUAUAAUAGCAGUAGCAUCAGAGCAUUUCUAGGGUUACCACUUACCACUAAUCUCGAAAAUCAAAGUAGAGGAUCCAUUGUUUGUUUCAGAGAGAAGAAGAAGAUAGGCAUAUGGAGUCUGAGAGGGAAAAGCAGGUUUACUCGGCAAAGCUCUCUGAGCAAACCGAACGAUACGAUGAAAUGGUUGAGGCAAUGAAGAAAGUUGCACAGAUGGAUGUGGAGCUCACCGUGGAGGAGAGAAACCUUGUAUCUGUUGGUUACAAGAAUGUCAUUGGCGCAAGGAGGGCUUCAUGGAGGAUACUAUCUUCCAUCGAGCAGAAGGAAGAGUCCAAGGGAAACGAGGAGAAUGUCAAGAGGAUUCAGAAAUACCGAAAGAGGGUAGAAGAGGAGCUUGCCAAAGUUUGUAAUGACAUCUUGUCAGUUAUUGACAAGCAUCUCAUUCCUUCCUCUACCGCUGUUGAGUCCACUGUCUUUUUCUACAAAAUGAAAGGGGAUUACUAUCGCUAUCUGGCAGAGUUCAGUUCUGGUGCUGAACGCAAGGAAGCUGCUGAUCAGUCUCUUGAAGCAUACAAGGCUGCUGUUGCUGCUGCAGAGACUGGUUUGGCACCAACACAUCCAGUUAGACUUGGCUUGGCAUUGAACUUUUCCGUUUUCUACUAUGAGAUCUUAAACUCUCCUGAAAGCGCAUGCCAAUUGGCUAAGCAAGCAUUCGACGAUGCAAUCGCUGAACUUGACAGCCUCAACGAGGAGUCAUACAAGGACAGCACUCUUAUCAUGCAGCUACUCAGAGACAAUCUCACCUUGUGGACUUCUGACCUCCCAGAGGAAGGAGAAGAGAAAUCCAAAGGUGAUGAGCCCAAAGAAGAGAACUGAAUCGUUUGUGUGAAGAGAAACGGACACUUAGAUGCAUCCUCCUGAAUCAUAAACCGUAAGACAGCAAGUGUCGUUGCUCGGAAAAUGUGUAAUUUUUUUUUUUAAUUUUAUUGUCGCUCUUAAUAUUAUGUUUUCAGAUAUUUCACGUUCUACAACAUACUAUUACUGCGUGACUUCAAAUGUUUGGUAGUUUGCUUCGUUGUUGUUGAAUUGAGAUGAUGCAUUUUGGGUGUUUGCACAUUUUGACUAAUUAAGAACCUUUAUUAUUCAAAAUAAAUUCAU